This is a messenger RNA of Eupeodes corollae, 1956 nucleotides long. RefSeq names its product wee1-like protein kinase (gene Wee1). Gene Ontology annotation, cellular component: nucleus. The transcript has 7 exons. NCBI's taxonomy places the organism in Eukaryota, Metazoa, Arthropoda, Insecta, Diptera, Syrphidae. Gene Ontology annotation, molecular function: ATP binding; magnesium ion binding; non-membrane spanning protein tyrosine kinase activity. The coding region runs from base 172 to 1842 and encodes 556 amino acids. The record is from RefSeq and is a predicted model, not a curated record. Gene Ontology annotation, biological process: mitotic cell cycle; protein phosphorylation.
UUUAAAAAGAACCUGAAACUAGUAGUAAUUAGUAAAUACAAAUAUUUUUGUUAAUUCCUUUCCUAUUGUGUUUAAAUUAGUUUUCUACAUCUAUAUAAAUAUAUAUUAAUCUUUAUUGUUUUUGAGUUUGCUAUGAAAUAACUUCCUAAUAAUAAACAAAUAGAAAGCAAGAUGCAAUCUUCACCCAGUUUCGGAACAAUUCAACCUCGGAAGCUCACAUUUGGGUCGCCUCCAUUUCAAACAUUUAAAAAGGCUCCUCCUAUACGUGUUAAUGAAUUGCCAACUGCAACAACCAAACCUGUACAACAGAGUUCCCUAUCACCUCCUUACCGAAAGGUUAGAGCAUUGAGAUUAUUUGAUACCCCGGCAACUCCAAAAACCAUAAUUCAAAAAUCAUCAGUAAAAAGUUUCAACCAUUUAACUAACGCUGAAGGUCAGUGCCUAACGGAGAGAAAAUCAUGCAAUAAUACAGAAAUCAAAAACUCAUGUCCGCUGGAAAAGCCAAAACCCGUACCAUUGCAUAAUAAAGUUUUAGACAAUUCAAUGCAAUCAGCCAAUGUGAAUCCGUUUACUCCUAAUAGUUUACUAGCACAAAAUAAAAAACGAUGCCGUACACAAUUUGGUCGAGAAAACCAGAAAACAUCAUCUCUAAUAUCGUUCCUUAACUCCGAUUUUGCGUCGAUCGAUUUACUUGAAGAUAACGCCGCUGAUUUUUUACAAGCUCCGAAGCGGUUAGCUCUACAAGACACAAACAUUAGCCGAUACAAAAAGGAAUUUCUAGAAAUCUCAUUAAUAGGCGUUGGUGAGUUCGGUCUGGUAUACCAAUGUCUUAACCGACUUGAUGGAUGUAUAUAUGCCAUUAAAAAAAGUAUAAAACCUGUAGCUGGGAGCUCAUUUGAGAAGAGAGCACUAAACGAAGUUUGGGCUCAUGCAGUUCUUGGAAAACACGACAACGUUGUAAGAUAUUACUCUGCUUGGGCGGAAGAUAACCACAUGCUUAUUCAAAAUGAAUUUUGCAAUGGCGGUAGUCUACAAUCGUUUAUACAAAAAAGGUUCUUAAACGAGCCUGAGCUGAAAAUAUUACUUUUACAUGUAUCCGAGGGCCUUAAAUACAUUCAUUCCAAUGACUUAGUGCAUAUGGAUUUGAAAGCGGGGAAUAUAUUUUUGACAAAAGUAACAUCGAAGUGCUUACCAUUGAUGGCGACGGAUAACUCUUAUGAAGAAGACAUCGAUGGAAUCUAUGAUGAACUUGAUAGUACAGGAUGCAUUAUAACUUAUAAAAUAGGUGAUUUGGGUCAUGUGACUUCAGUGAAGGAAGCACAUGUGGAAGAGGGCGAUUGCAGAUAUUUACCAAAUGAAAUUUUGCAAGAGGACUUUAGCCAUUUGUUUAAAGCGGAUAUAUUUUCGUUGGGAAUAACGUUAUACGAAGCAGCUGGGGGUGGACCGCUCCCGAAAAAUGGACCAGAUUGGCAUAAAUUGAGGAAUGGCAACAUUCCAGAUAUUCCCACUUUGAGUAGAGAAUUCAAUGAUCUUAUCAAACUGAUGACUCAUCCUGAUCCAGAAAAAAGACCAUCUUCCACAACUAUAUUCAAUCAUCCAAUUCUCUGCUCUUUGGAAUUCAAGUCAAAAUCACAACUUACGCAGGAGCUGGCUAUAGAAAGGCGAAAAAAUGAAAUUUUAUUGAAGAAAUUAAAAGAGGCAAGAAAGCUGUUGAACAAAUAUGACCAUUCACAACGAACAAGUUACGAUGACAUUAAACAUUCCCCCUCCUCUGGUCGAUGUUUGCGCUCAUAUGUGCGCAAGCGAAGAAAAUCUUGCAUGUCGAAAAUGGAAGAACAAUAAGGCAGAAUUAACAUCAUCUUUACUAACUUGCAGAAUCAAUACUGUAGCUUUAACUGUAUAUAAAUUAAUAAAUAUCUAUACCUAAUAACUGAUUCAAAAGUCAAAUAUCAUAAA